This is a messenger RNA of Babesia bovis T2Bo, 962 nucleotides long. RefSeq names its product Got1/Sft2-like family protein. Lineage: Eukaryota; Apicomplexa; Aconoidasida; Piroplasmida; Babesiidae. Gene Ontology annotation, biological process: vesicle-mediated transport. Bases 48 to 923 code for a protein of 291 amino acids. Gene Ontology annotation, cellular component: membrane. The transcript is spliced from 5 exons. The record is from RefSeq and is a predicted model, not a curated record.
UUUUAAUAUUGGGUUUAUUACAACAUCUAUUACAUUAUAUAUACAAUAUGGCAUCCGGCUAUUUUGGUGAUACCUCGGGUGCGUCACGACCAAGUGACUUUCUAAAUUUUGAGGCACCUACGUAUAACCAGUUUGGUGCUGACUCUAAUGCCGAUGGCAAAUCGCAGGGAUUUUCUUAUUCAUCUACUGGUAUUGGUGCUGGCGAUCAAGCACGCUCAGUGUUACCCCCCUCGGUAGCGUCGCCCGGUGCUUUUGGUCGUACGAAGGAGGAUAAUUACCUACUCAAGGGAAUAGAAUUUGUAAGGAACAGUGCUGCUAACAUCCAAAAGGGCUUUGGAGAUUCAACAAGGAGUAACAGUAUACUCGACAAUGGUGCCGCUACAUUGGGUGCGGACACAUCCCGUUCUUCUUUCUCAGCGAUUAUGAAUGUUGGACGAUCUGCAAUUGGAUUGUCUACGGAACAAAAUCAACAGAAUUCAUGGAUGACCUACACCAACUAUAAAGCUUGUGUUGUACUAUUUAUCACUAGCAUAGUAUUCUUCGCGCUGGCUUUCAUGACGCUGCCAUUUGUUAUUUUUGCGCCGCACAAGUUUGGAUUGUUAUUCACCUGCGCCACUAUUUCGUUCCUUGGUUCACUCGCUUUAUUCAAAGGACUAUCGGCGUUAAUGGAACACAUGUUGGAUGGGAAACGUGUUGUUUUCACAGCAGCAUUGGGUGUCUCAAUGGCAUCAACAUUAUUUUUCACUACGUGCUACCCUAUUUACAUUUUAGCAAUUAUAUCAUCCCUAGUGCAGACACUGACACUAGCAUCGGUUAUUGUAUCAUAUAUUCCAGGUGGUGCUGGAGCUCUCAAAUUGAUGUACGCCUCCAUUUGGGAGUUUGUAAAAAACCGUGGAAAUGCUUCUACCACGUUACCUAUUUGAUCACAAAGAAAACUACUUUUGAAUUUUAUUAGUCACAGC